AUGCGCUUCGGUCAGAUUGCCUCGCUCCUUGUGAGCAUCGUACCAGCUGCCUUCUCAGCACCAGUUGAGGAACGUCAGGCUUGUGGUACUGGAAUCACUCCGGCUGAGGCAGCCAGAGUGCAGGCCUCGUUCACGUCUGCUGGCAUUGUCCCGACCCUCAUUCCCACAAUCCAGCCCAAGGUCAAGCUUUCGAUCACUUACGCAACGAAGAAUGUCGACCUAGGCACACAGACGUCAACUCUCGACACCCUUUUGCAGCCCACCUUCUCAUUCACCGCCGAGCCGGGUGCUCCUGCGGAUGCCACCUACUCUUUCUUCAUGGUCGACCCAGACGUCCCAGGUCCCCAAGGUGCUCCGGUCCUAGGUGUCCGAAUCAAUUUCCUCCACUGGUACAUCUCGGGUGUGAAACCAUGCACCAGCAGCGGCAACACUGUCACCUUCUACGAGCUGCCAACGCCCGCGAGUCCGUUCGAACAGCAUCGCUAUACUUGGCUCGUCUACCGCGAACCUGCUGGAUACAAGCCCAACGUUAUCCAAGCUCAGGUCCGGCCAACGUUCGAUUUGCUCGGAUACACCACUCGUGGUGGCUUAGUUCUCCAGGACCAGUCCCUGGAUUGUGUCUGCCGAGUAACCUCUUGCCUGAAAGACAAAGGCCACCCAUGUUGCUUCGGUGAUUGGCAUAACGGAUUCGUGGUUCAAAUUUCAAUCCUGGUCGUGGUAAUGGAUCCAAAAGCUGACAAGAUUCCUUGUAAAAGUUUGCUUCGCGCGGGUGUAAUGCCUAUGUCUUUCCAGGCGAAGAUGCAUGGUGUAACAGACGGCAGUCACACGGUCCACAGGCAGAUGCAGUCGAAAAGUGUCUACAAGUUCUCCCCCAGUACCCGGUUCCCGCGUAUCAUGGCAAUGAACGAUGGCCUUCGUAUGGGCAACUGA
Zasmidium cellare ATCC 36951 is the source of this 930-nucleotide messenger RNA. RefSeq lists its product as uncharacterized. The record is from RefSeq and is a predicted model, not a curated record. The coding region runs from base 1 to 930 and encodes 309 amino acids. NCBI's taxonomy places the organism in Eukaryota, Fungi, Ascomycota, Dothideomycetes, Mycosphaerellales, Mycosphaerellaceae. The transcript has 3 exons.